GGAAGGAGCUGACGGGAGCUGGGACCUCGGCAGCCAUCGCGCUUUGCAGUUCGAACUAGAAGGUUGUGGGGCGCACUCCAGGUGGGGAAUUGCGAUCUCUCCAUUCGCAGACCCAGUAAGAUUUCAAUAUGUCCUUCAUAUUUGACUGGAUUUACAGUGGUUUCAGCAGUGUGCUACAGUUUUUAGGAUUAUAUAAGAAAACCGGUAAAUUGGUAUUUCUUGGAUUGGAUAAUGCAGGAAAAACAACAUUGCUACACAUGCUAAAAGAUGACAGACUUGGACAACAUGUCCCAACGUUACAUCCCACUUCAGAAGAACUAACUAUUGCUGGCAUGACCUUUACAACUUUUGAUUUGGGUGGACAUGUGCAAGCUCGAAGAGUGUGGAAAAACUACCUUCCUGCUAUCAAUGGCAUUGUAUUUCUGGUGGAUUGUGCAGACCAUGAAAGGCUGUUAGAAUCAAAAGAAGAACUUGAUUCACUAAUGACAGAUGAAACCAUUGCUAAUGUGCCUAUACUGAUUCUUGGGAAUAAGAUUGACAGACCUGAAGCCAUCAGUGAAGAGAGGUUACGAGAGAUGUUUGGUUUAUAUGGUCAGACAACAGGAAAGGGCAAUGUAUCUCUAAAAGAACUGAAUGCCCGACCCUUAGAAGUUUUCAUGUGCAGUGUGCUCAAAAGGCAAGGUUACGGAGAAGGUUUCCGUUGGAUGGCACAGUACAUUGAUUAACAACCACUUGCAUCGGUUCCAGGUCUCACCAUUCAGGCCUACUCAUAGAUUUGAUCCAUUCAACAUGCAUAACUUGAAUUCAAUAGACUUUUGUUGGUUAGAAAACAGAUUUUUUUAGAUUAUUAAUAUUAUAUCAACUUAAUUUGAGUGCAAAUCGAAAACUGAUUCAAGUUUGAGUAUCACAAUGUUAGCUUUCUAAUUCCAUAAAAAUAGUUUAUACAGUUUAUAAUCUGACAUUAUCCCCAGUGCCAUUUAUAAAGAACAACUUUCCAGCAGUACAUUUGAAGCACUUUUUAACAACGUGAAGCUACAAAUACAAACCAUGUUUAAAAGCUCAUCAUGUUAAAUUUUUAUGUACUAUUUUGGAACUAGUUUUUAAAUUUUAGAUUAUAUGUCCACCUAUCUUAAGUGUACAGUUAAUAAUUAGGUUAUUGAUGAUUGCAUGAUGCCUUACAGUUUUCAAUAAUAUUUUUUCUUAUGCAAACGUCAUGCAAUAAAACACACCCUGAUGUUUGGCAUCUUUGUUGGGCAGGUGUUUCAUUUUAAUGUGUCUUAUCUAGCUAGUAUGUUCUGACAUUUUGAGCAUUUAAUAACAUACGUAUGAGGGGGUUGUGGGGCAAGGAGACCACUUCAGAAUUUUUAGGAUAAUGUGUAAAUCUCUAGAAGCUUUUGCAUUUACCAGAAGACACACUGUGUUUGGUUCCACCUUACACCACAUUUCUCUCUGCAUCGCGUGUAUUUGUCACAGUAAUGCUACCAUGAUUAAUGCUGAUGGGAUCCACCUCCUAGUUUCUGUGGGAUUGGUCUCUUGAAGAAAAGCACAUCUUCUGGUACAACACAGGGUUAAUUUGGGGUCUGACAGGCCUAUAGCUCCAUUCCAGUUGUCUGAUUCUGAAGUAUUCCAACUUACCGGUGCCCAGUUUGGUCAUUUGUGCCUUUUCACCAAAAAUAGUGACGGGCACCAGUGUCCCCACAUUUAGAGGUACUCCCCACUCCCUUUUACAUAAUGAUGCAACAGGUAGCACAGCACCUUGUGCGUAGUUUCAUUGUAGAGGCCUGUGUGAGGAGAAAGGAAGCCUGUUCUGCCGUCUGAGCUGCGUGGGGAUUCUGAUCCUGUCCUAUAGGUCUUUUGCAUUGUUUGGCAUAUUUUAUUUCUCAGUAGAAAUAAAUGAAUGCUUGUGUUCGAUUUUCUUUUUUCUUAAUUGCUGUCAGCUCUUACUUUAUAUUUAUAGCACAAAGUCUUUUUUGUUUUUACAAGUAAUGCCUGCUGUGUGAUAGCAUCUGCAAGCCUCACUGAUAGAUUAAUGUUUUAGGUAGCUUUUAGAGCACUUUAAUUUUCUAAGAAAUUGAGUAAUUCUUUUCCAUUAGGUUCUGAGAUUCCCAUAAUUACUAAAAUAAGCUGAAAGAUAAGUGCCAAAUAUGUAUUUUUAAAGACUCAAACUUAAGAGAGUUAGUUCUCUCUUGGUUAUAAACCAGGAUUUUAUAGUAUAUUUAACUAGUUCCAUUGAGAAUAGAUUGCUCCAUUCCAUAAAGAAUAAUUUUAAUAUCAGAAUUAGUGUUUUCUUUAGCUCUUUUCCAAAUCAGUUACUCUAGUUCUAUCAUUAAUAAUGGAACAUCUGAGACAGAUUAAGGAUUAAGGGAUAUGACUGGAAGGAAUCACCAGUUAGCUAAAUCAACAAGGUUAUUUCAACAUGACCUCUGGUUUUAGUAAUAUGGCUCUUCUGUUUCUUUCAAAUGAAAAUAAGAGCUUCUUCCCUGCUUAGAAUCAUCACUAGCAUCAUGGGAAAAGGAGGAGAUGACAUAUCAACCUGUUGGUUUAUUUUGCCAUGUGUAAUUCAAGUACUCACUUUUAGGGGCACCUGACUGGCUCAUUUUAUGGAGCAUUUG
Molecule: messenger RNA, 2612 nt
Organism: Enhydra lutris kenyoni (northern sea otter)
Lineage: Eukaryota; Metazoa; Chordata; Mammalia; Carnivora; Mustelidae
Gene: SAR1B
Product: secretion associated Ras related GTPase 1B
Exons: 7
Coding region: 129-725 (198 amino acids)
Biological process (GO): endoplasmic reticulum to Golgi vesicle-mediated transport; membrane organization; intracellular protein transport
Cellular component (GO): COPII vesicle coat; endoplasmic reticulum exit site
Molecular function (GO): GTP binding; GTPase activity
Source: RefSeq, a predicted model, not a curated record